This is a messenger RNA of Plenodomus lingam JN3, 897 nucleotides long. NCBI's taxonomy places the organism in Eukaryota, Fungi, Ascomycota, Dothideomycetes, Pleosporales, Leptosphaeriaceae. The record is from RefSeq and is a predicted model, not a curated record.
AUGUCGACAGCUGUUGACUCGGCCAAACAGGCCCUCUCAGACGUCACGAAAGAAGCACAAACUCUUGAGAAGAAGGUCGAAGAAAAGCUGACUCUCCUUUGGGACGAACUUGCGCCCUGGCAGCAAGAUAAUCACUACAUUCACUCCGGCUACCGCCCCCAAUCAUCCUCUUUCUACAAGUCCUUCUCCUCACUCUCAUACUUGCACAACGAGACAGUCAACAUAUACACCCAUCUCAUCGGCGCUCUGCUCGCUCUAUUCGCAUCUGGUAUAUUGUACUCUGUGCUAGCUCCUCGGUAUGAGUCUGCUACACGGGAAGAUGUAUACGUCUUUGCAUGUUACUUUGCAGGCGCAGUCGUGUGUCUAGGAAUGAGCGCGACAUAUCACACCAUCCAGAAUCACUCACACGAGGUGGCUGUUUGGGGGAACAAGCUGGACUACCUAGGGAUCGUGGCAUUGAUCUGGGGAUCCUUCAUUCCCAUCACAACCCUGGCAGCAGCCACAUCAAUCGCCUGCACUCAUCAUAAACUCCGCACUCCAGCACUGCGCCCUUUCCGAGCUCUCAUGUUUGCGCUCAUGGGUCUGUCGGCCAUCUUCCCUGUUAUCCAUAGUAUCCGACUGUACGGCAUCGAGCAUAUGCGCAAGAGCAUUGGGCUUGAUUGGGUGGUCUUGCAGGGCGUCUUGUACCUACUUGGGGCGAGUAUCUAUGCAGCAAGAGUACCGGAGAAGUGGAGUCCAGGCAAGUUCGAUAUUUGGGGCUCUAGUCAUCAGAUCUUUCAUGUACUGGUAGUGCUUGCGGCAGCUAGUCACCUCGUAGGUUUGAUCAAAGCGUUUGAUUAUGAGCAUAGUCACAGGAUUGGGGUCCUGGGUGCAGGUAUUGGGAGGAAGGUGUGGUAA